CAUCAAUCCUUUUCGGAAUAUAAUAUUCAUUAAUACCUAUUCAUCAUAAUGCGUGUUCCUUAUAGUAUUAUUUUCGGCUUCAUCGCCGCAAGUCGGGCGUGGCCCACUCCUUUCCCUGAUGGCAAUCUUAAUACGGACUUUGCUCCCGGAUCGAACCCCAGGAGGAAUCCAUCCGAGGUUAUAAGUCAACUUCAACAACUAAUAGAGAAGACAUGCCAUAAUGCUUGUCUGGAACUUUUCCCUGACGAGGGGGCCAAUCACGAAGCCUGUAUGAAUAUAUGCCAUCACAAGCAAUCCGACUCCGAUAAUACCAACCCGGAUUCGGGUAUGUAAAGUCUGUGAUGAGCGUUCCAAUCGAACCAAGGCAAUGCGUUUCGAACAUCAUGGCACUGCUGUAAACGGCAGCCAGUAUUUAUGACUUACGAUUUAAACGUCGGGUUUCUUAUUUUGGUUAUACCACGGAGCAUCUUCAGUUUAUACAUUAUUUGUAGCGUAUAAGUAUCAUCAUGUACUUAAAGAUUUAAAUUAGUAGGCGUAUAGUAUGGAUCUAUCAGU
Daldinia loculata is the source of this 555-nucleotide messenger RNA. RefSeq lists its product as uncharacterized. Bases 49 to 333 code for a protein of 94 amino acids. Lineage: Eukaryota; Fungi; Ascomycota; Sordariomycetes; Xylariales; Hypoxylaceae. The transcript has 2 exons. The record is from RefSeq and is a predicted model, not a curated record.